Messenger RNA from Copidosoma floridanum, 406 nucleotides. RefSeq lists its product as uncharacterized. The record is from RefSeq and is a predicted model, not a curated record. NCBI's taxonomy places the organism in Eukaryota, Metazoa, Arthropoda, Insecta, Hymenoptera, Encyrtidae.
AUGGCCAGCCACGAGCUCGAGCAGGCGAAGGAGCGGCUCGGGGGUAUUCUGGCCAAGGCGAGGAAGCUCGAGCUGCAGGCCAAGGAGGUGUUGGCGACGAGGCCGGCGAGGAAGCUCCUGGCACGGACCAGCGGGCCCCUGGGGCGGUGCGCCCUCAGGCUCGGCGUGCUCGUCCUCGUGCUUGCGGGCCUUUACGUCUACGCUAGGUGGCCAACGCAGUGGCCGACGCAGGAAGCCGAGACCGUCAGGACGGUCAUCAGGAGAACGUGCGGCUCCGGCGACAUUGUCGACAGAGUGGCCGCGUUCGUGCACACGAGCUCGUCGACGCAGGACGACUGCUAGUGCCGGCCAAGGACUCCGAGGCCAACCGCAUCUUCGAGGAGCCUCGGAGCUAUAUCGGCGUGGC